AUGCCACUGUUGCCGCCCGGCGAACGUAAUCUGACCGAGGCGGAAAAUGCAGCGGAACGCGCCCGCAUCCGCCAGGAGUUCUUUGCCACCUAUGACGUGAUGACGGGCGUACGGAUUGCGGCCACUCUGGGCGGCUUCUUUGGCCUGAUGGUCUUCCUCAUCGUGUGGAAGAGUCGCAGCAGCAGCAAUGAAACCCUCAAGGUGCUCAAAGAUCCCAAAAUGGCAGCCGUCGCCGCCGUCUGCAUGCAGGAGGAGGAGGAGCGGGAGUUGCAGGAGGCCAUCGUUGCCACCGGCAUGUCCAUCUAUCCGGAUGAGUAUGAUGCACUCGUCUAUCGACGGCAGCGCAUGCUCUCCCUGGGCAAUGUGAGUGCGCCGCCGUUGCUGAAUCGCGGCUAUCGCUGUGCCUCUGUGGCUGGUGUUGGUGUGCCCGGUGCGACUGGUUAUAGCUAUCUGCUGGAGCCACCGCGUCGCUUUUCGUAUUCGGCACUCUCCGCUGGAAGCGGUGCUCCUGGUGCACCCGGCAGACGGAAGAGCGGCUCGGAAUCGUCAAGGAUCUUCAGCAAUUAUCCGAUGGGUGGCAGCUUUGGCACAGAUGAUUACUUUAUGGAAACGGAGGAUGAGCUGGACCACGAGGAGUAUAUGCAGAGGGACGCACACGAUCAGGAUCAGGAUCACGAGGAGGAGGAGGACCAAUUGCAUCAGCGCACAGAUUCCACGCGCAGCAAACCGGGGUUUCUGUCCGUCCCAAUGGCGGGUCACGAUUCGCGUCGGAGCAGUGCGAUGACCUGUUGCAGCACUGAUAGCUCCUAUCUGGAGCGACGGACCUCUGCCUACACGCUGGGCAUGAGCAAUCUGCCGCCGACGCUGCAACGGAAGCUGUCGACUGCGUCGCGUACAUCGAGCAUAGAGAACUGGGACUACUACUAUCCGGACAUACAGGUGAUACAGCCGACGCCAAAGGCAUCUCCCUGUCCCUCGGAGCGGAGCAUACACGAACCGAUGCCAACGCCGAGUGUGAAGAAACGGGAAGUGCCUCCGGCUGGAUUGGGUGCGCCCAGUUUUAAGCGCAAGCACAGCAUUGUCUCCUAUGAUCCGGAGAGUGCCCAUGCCGGACGCAAGCAGCAGAUACACUCGAUCAGCGCCGAUACUGUGGAUGUCUAUCCGUACAAUCAGACGACGCAUCGGAUGUCAUCGGAUUUUGUGGAUGAUGUGGUUAAACCGGUGCAAUCGGCACCGCCCAUCACCCCGGCGCAGCAAGCGUUUCAUUUCUGCGAAUCGCCGUCGGAGGAGCUGCGUCUGGGUGUGCGUCGCAAGCUGACGCUGGUCGAGCUGCAGCGCAGCGUGGAGAGCAACAACAACAGCUAUCCCUACACAACAAAUGCCGGCACGGGAACAGGCGCAGUAGCCGGAACGGGAACAGGAACGGGCACAGGCACAGGCACAGGCACAGCUCCGGCCACAUCUAGCAGCAUUAGUGUUGACAGCACGCCAGUUAGUUUGGAUCGGCUGGAGCGGAAUGGCAGCGGCGCCAGUGGUGUCAGCUUGGGCAAGGUGCUGCAGCAGGCGCUGCUCCAGGAUGGCAAACGGGCGCCGCUCGCCUCGUUAAGUUCCUUUAAGAUAUCCUCUCUGGAAUGCGGCGACUCGGAAUUGCGCUCGCUCGAUGAGGAUUCGGUGUUUGGCCUGGCGGAGGACACCGAUGAUGAUAUGCAGCAGCUGAGCAGCGAUAGCGAGGAGCAAAUUGUGCCGGCAACGUUGCCCACAACAGAUGCCCAUCAGCUGCCCGGCAAGCGUUUGAGCUUGGGCGCUGUGCCCGCCGCCGUCGCCGUUGGCUUGAUGGGUGCACGACCUCGACGUCCGCUGCUGCAACGACAUCGCACCAUUGGCGGCAGCUGCAGCCGCAAUACACCAGCUACUCCUACAGCUGCGCCAACGGCUGCUCUGCCUCCUCCUCCGCCGCUGGAGACACAUUUCGGUGCAGUGAUUAGCAGUCCGCCACAGCGUCGCGGGCAACUGUUGCAGCAGCACAGUGAUCCGCAAACGACAACGACGACGACAACAACGACAACGACGACCACAACAACCGAGGAGGACACCUGUUCCACGCUCAACACGGAGCUGGGCCUGCUCGAGGUGGCUCCCUCAGCUGGCGGGGAAUCUACACAAUACAGCAGCCUCAAUACGGUCAUCAGUGUGGGUGCACUGUCCACGCCAAGUCCAAGUCGUGGAGCAGCUCCAAUUCCAAUACCCGUCGCACAACUGCCAUCCAAUUGUAGUAGCUGUAGUGGUAGCAGUAGACUGGGCCACGAUCCGUGCCCCACCUCCAUAUCGGACUCGGUGAUAGCGCGGCCGCCAACCAUUUGCAUGCCCAACUCGCUCAAGGAGCUCAUCUUGCGCGGCGCCAGCAAAAGUGCCCACAAUCUCAGCUUGCACAGUGGCGAGAUGACAGCGAUGACAGCGACGCCAGCUGUUAUCCUGGAAUUGCCACUAAUCCGACUGCCCACAGAUGAGGAUGAGGAGGAUGCAGCGAUUGCCGUUGGGGCUGCGAAUGUGGUGGAGGAGGAGGACGUUCCGGAUCCGGAUCCAGAUGCAAAAAGCGAUGAUUCCCGGUCGCGUGAUCCCAGCCUGCCCGGCUCGGCCAGAAAGUGGUCGAAGGAGACGCUAUUCUAG
Molecule: messenger RNA, 2667 nt
Organism: Drosophila grimshawi
Lineage: Eukaryota; Metazoa; Arthropoda; Insecta; Diptera; Drosophilidae
Product: flocculation protein FLO11
Exons: 3
Coding region: 1-2667 (888 amino acids)
Source: RefSeq, a predicted model, not a curated record